AUGAUUCUGCUGACAAUAUCAAUUUCUGAUGCUCGGUCUCAGCAAAUUGAAACGAGUUCCAUGUGCGAAGGCAAGGAGAUCAAUUCAUUUGUGCCUGAUCCAGAAAAUUGUAGCAAGUUUUUCCAGUGCAACGGUGAUACAUUCAUACACGGCUCUUGCCCGACAGGAAUGUUUUACCACCAGCAGGAUGUGUGCAGUUUUGAUGACUCUGAUUGUUCAUCAUCUACCGAACCACCAACAACAUCUAGCUCUUCUUCGACAACUGAUGAGACGAAUGUAACGAGCAGUACUGGAAUACCUGAAAAAUCUACCACAACAGCGGCCUCGACCGAUCCAGGGCAACGGUGUGCCGAUGUUGAUCCAAACCGUCCCCAUUUUAUCAAAAGUCCUACCCAGUGUUCCGAAUACUACAUCUGCGUUGACGGCAAAGCAAUUCCUGGUCAAUGCCCAGACAACAUGCUGUUUAAUGCCGAAAUGGAAUACUGCGAUUUUCCUGACAACGUUGAUUGCGGUACUCUCCCGCGGCCACCCGGGUUCGAGCAAGCAUCAGAAGCUACGACACCUCAAGAAGCUACGACAACAACCAUCCCGGAAGCUUCAGAGGCACCGGGAGAGUCCUGUCCCGCGGUCGACGAUCCAGUGGUUCCCACGUACCUUGCGGUGUUCGACGAUUGCUCCUCGUACAUCUUGUGCUACCAUGGUAAUCCUUUGAAGAUGAAGUGUCCGAUAGGAUUGGAGUGGAACAGACAAGAUUCGAUGUGUGAUACACCACAAAAUGCCAAAUGCCAGGUACAUUGA
This is a messenger RNA of Anopheles coustani, 798 nucleotides long. Its product is annotated as peritrophin-1-like. NCBI's taxonomy places the organism in Eukaryota, Metazoa, Arthropoda, Insecta, Diptera, Culicidae. Gene Ontology annotation, cellular component: extracellular region. The record is from RefSeq and is a predicted model, not a curated record. Gene Ontology annotation, molecular function: chitin binding. The coding region runs from base 1 to 798 and encodes 265 amino acids. The transcript has 2 exons.